AUGAACCAAAAAUUGAUCACCUUGCUUUCAGCAAUAAUAGCUAUUAGCUAUGUUGCUGCCUCUCCAUUCUUGUACUUCUACGGGAAUGCGUGCUUUACUUAUACUGAGUGUGUUCCUCAGCUUUUUACGUCCACUGCCGUCUCUACUUCCUUAGAAUACAUUGGCAACAGGUGUAACACUCACCGUAUUACUACUACCAAGUGCAUUCCAACUCUGUGUUGCGCUACGAAAUGUACCACUACCAGUAUCCCUUGUACCACUGCCACCACUGCCAAUUGUGACUUGUGUAUGAAUCCUCAGACCUAUACCACUAAGAUUUGCGAGUGUAACGCCUUUAACGCGUAUAUCUCAAAUUGUCCUACACACACUCUUAUUGGUACCAAGUUUUGUCUCGGUCCAUGUUCUGAAAAUAGCUGUACCAUCAAACCAACAGCCACUUUCAGUUGUUAUACCACUGUCUCUGUCGUUCCUACCUCUACCACGUCCUUAGAGUUCUAUAACGGAAACAAAUGCAGAACUCACUUGAAGCCUUGCACUAAAAAGACCACGGUUACCAUCUGCCCUACUAAAACUUGUUAUACCACUGUCACUAACAUUCCUACCACUACCACUUCCCUCGAGUUUUACAACUUAGGUUACAACUGCAGAACCCAUUACCAGCCUUGCACUAAAAAGUCCACGAUAACUAUCUGUCCUACUGCCCCGCCAACCACCAGCUGCACUACCUUCGUCACCACUGUUACCUCCUCGACCUCAUCUCUUGAGUAUUACAACUUAGGCUUAAGCUGCAAAACUCACUGGAAUCCUUGCUCCUCCAAAACCACCGUUACCCUGUGUAUGACUUUGACUCCAACUCAGACUGAUACUGUUACCGUGACUUCCACUUGGACCGGUACUUUCGAGACUACCGUCACUGCUCCAUUCACUUCUGGUGCUACUGUGAUUACGGUCACUGACUUGGUUCCAUCUGGUUCUACUAAGACUGUUACCGUUACCUCUACUUGGACCGGUACUUUCGAAACUACUGUCACUGCUCCAUUCACUUCUGGUGCUACUGUGAUUACCGUCACUGACUUGGUUCCAUCUGG
Messenger RNA from Babjeviella inositovora NRRL Y-12698, 1088 nucleotides. RefSeq lists its product as uncharacterized. NCBI's taxonomy places the organism in Eukaryota, Fungi, Ascomycota, Pichiomycetes, Serinales. The annotation marks the transcript as partial. The record is from RefSeq and is a predicted model, not a curated record. The transcript has a single exon.